Messenger RNA from Manis javanica (Malayan pangolin), 3559 nucleotides. RefSeq names its product outer dense fiber of sperm tails 2 (gene ODF2). Gene Ontology annotation, biological process: regulation of cilium assembly. NCBI's taxonomy places the organism in Eukaryota, Metazoa, Chordata, Mammalia, Pholidota, Manidae. Gene Ontology annotation, cellular component: centrosome. The record is from RefSeq and is a predicted model, not a curated record.
UUGAACUGGCCAAUGGGCGAGCUGCCGGCCGGGUGUCGGAACAGGCGGCGGAAGCGGGGAGGAGUCGCCGGCCGAACUGGAUCGCAUCCGCCGCGGCGUCUCCAUGGCACGACCCUGGCCUCCGAUUUCAACGAGUUCAUAAGGAGGCGUUUCUGGGCGCAGCCGUGUCGUUUCUGGUUCAGGUUUCCAUCGUGUGGGAAGAACGGAGUAACAAAUCUCCCGCAGAAAAAGGUCCUGAGGACACCUUGUGGCGCACCCAGUGUGACUGUGACGAAGCGAAUCAUGAAGGACCGCUCUUCAACUCCCCCCUUACAUGUUCACGUGGAUGAGAACACACCUGUCCAUGUCCACAUAAAAAAACUCCCGAAACCAUCAGCGGCCAGCAGCCAGAAAUCUCAUAAGCGUGGAAUGAAAGGGAACACCGUGAAUGUGCGGAGGAGUGUCCAGGUGAAAACCAAGGUACCUUGGAUGCCCCCUGGAAAAUCAUCCACCCGGCAUGUGGGAUGCAAGUGGGAGAAUCCACCUCAUUGCCUGGAGAACACACCACCAUCUUCAGAAAAGCUGGUCUCAGUGAUGCGAUUAAGUGACCUCUCUACUGAAGAUGACGACUCGAGUCACUGUAGAAUGAACUGUUAUGAUAAGAAGAUUGACAAUCUAAUGAAUGCAGUUGGUUGUCUCAAGUCUGAGGUCAAGAUGCAGAAGGGUGAGCGCCAGAUGGCCAAGAGGUUCCUGGAGGAGCGGAAGGGGGAGCUGGAGGAGGCGGCCCACGAGCUGGCCGAGACCGCGCACGAGAACACGGUGCUGAGGCACGACAUCGAGCGCAUCAAGGAGGAGAAGGACCUCACCGUACUUCAGAAGAAACACCUGCAGCAGGAGAAGGAGUGCCUCAUGUCCAAGCUGGUAGAGGCUGAAAUGGAUGGAGCCGCUGCUGCCAAGCAAGUCAUGGCCUUGAAGGACACCAUCGGGAAGCUGAAGACAGAGAAACAAAUGACCUGCACGGACAUCAACACCCUGACGAGGCAGAAGGAACUUCUCCUGCAGAAGCUGAGCACGUUUGAGGAGACCAACCGCACCCUCCGGGACCUGCUGAGGGAACAGCACUGCAAAGAGGAUUCUGAAAGGCUGAUGGAGCAACAGGGAGUGCUGCUGAAACGACUGGCAGAGGCAGACUCGGAGAAAGCGCGCCUGCUCUUACUGCUGCAAGACAAGGACAAGGAGGUGGAAGAGCUCCUCCGGGAAAUACAGUGCGAGAAGGCUCAAGCAAAGACAACAUCUGAGCUUUCUAAGUCCAUGGAGUCCAUGCGAGGGCAUUUGCAGGCACAGCUUCGGUGCAAAGAGGCAGAGAACAGUCGCCUGUGCACGCAGAUCAAGAACCUGGAGCGCAGUGGGAACCAGCACAAGGCGGAAAUAGAGGCCAUCAUGGAGCAGCUGAAGGAACUGAAGCAAAAGGGAGAACGAGAAAAGGAGACCUUGAAGGCGGCCAUCCGAGCCCAGAAGGAGCGAGCGGAGAAGAGCGAGGAGUACGCCGAGCAGCUGCACGCGCAGCUCGCCGACAAGGAUCUUUAUGUUGCUGAAGCUUUAUCCACCCUGGAGUCAUGGAGGAGCCGCUACAACCAAGUUGUGAAAGACAAGGGAGACCUCGAGCUGGAGAUUAUUGUCCUGAAUGAUCGGGUGACAGACCUUGUAAACCAGCAACAAACCUUGGAGGAGAAGAUGCGGGAAGACCGGGACAGCCUGGUGGAGAGACUACACCGGCAGACUGCCGAGUAUUCUGCAUUCAAGCUGGAGAAUGAGAGACUAAAGGCUAGCUUCACCCCGAUGGAGGACAGACUCAGUCAGGCGCACAGCGAGGUCCAGCAACUGAAGGCUUCAGUCAAGAACUACGAGGGGAUGAUCGACAACUACAAGAGUCAGGUGAUGAAGACCAGGUUGGAGGCUGAUGAAGUGGCUACCCAGCUGGAGCGCUGUGACAAAGAGAACAAGAUCCUGAAGGACGAGAUGAACAAAGAGAUUGAGGCGGCACGGAGGCAGUUCCAGUCCCAGCUGGCUGACCUGCAGCAGUUGCCUGACAUCCUCAAGAUCACAGAGGCCAAGCUGGCAGAUCAAGACCAGCUGCAGGGCUAUGAGAGGAAGAACAUUGACCUCACCACCAUCAUAUCAGACCUGUGCAGCCGGAUCGAACAUCAGGGGGACAAGCUGGAGAUGGCGAGAGAGAAACAUCAGGCUUCCCAGAAGGAAAAUAAACAGCUGAGUCUGAAGGUGAAUGAACUGGAGAGGAAACUGGAGGCGACCAGUGCCCAGAAUAUCGAGUUCCUACAGGUGAUUGCCAAGAGAGAGGAGGCCAUCCACCAGUCCCAGCUGCGGCUGGAGGACAAAACACGGGAAUGUGGGACCCUGGCAAGGCAGCUGGAGGGCGCCAUUGAAGAUGCUAGGAGGCAGGUGGAGCAAACCAAGGAGCACGCAGUCACCAAGGAGCGUGCAGCUCAGAACAAAAUUCUGGACCUGGAAACGCAGCUGAGCAGGACUAAAACCGAGCUCAGCCAGCUGCGGCGGAGCCGGGAUGAUGCUGACCGCCGCUACCAGAGCCGGCUGCAGGACCUGCAAGACCGCCUGGAGCAGUCGGAGAGCACCAGUCGCAGCAUGCAGAACUACGUCCAGUUCCUCAAGUCGUCCUAUGCCAACGUGUUUGGGGACAGUGCCUACACUACCUACCUGACCAGCUCUCCCAUCCGCUCCCGAUCUCCUCCUGCCUGAGGCUGCCAGUCUCGGGCCAGGAGCCUGAUUGAUACCAUGGGAUCUAAGGAGUUGCUAAAGCCAUAUUUGGAAAGCCUAUAGGUUUUCUUCUCUCUCCCAGUGAUGAAGUGUGUUCAGGAUUUUGCCUUAGCUCCUGGCUUCAGAGAAGUCCCUAAGGCAGUGGGGGAUGUAACAGAAACCACUGGCCCUCUCCUUUCUGACAGACCCGCCCGAUGGAGGUUUUUGAUUGCUUUGACAGGCCUUCAGUCUAACUACUGUUAAGGUACCAGAGGUCAGCUCGCCAAGGCUGCUCAUCCCUUUCCUGAGAGGAAGUCUGGACUGGACUCUCCCGCGCAGUCUCUAGCAGUGCUCUUUUUAGGAAUUUCUUGGGUUUUCUCUGACCUGAGCCAGCAGGAGCCUCCAACCAGAGGUCCUCACCACCCAUCCUGGGCCGGGAGCAUGUUGUUCCCUUGCUGUUUAUUUCAUAGGUUCGUGUUUACCCCAAGGCCCCCUUCCCUAGCCCACUGGGCACCUCGUGCCCAAGUUUCCUUGAGGCCACUUGCCCCCUGGCACUUAGGCUCGAGGGCUCCUGUCCAGUUGGCCUUUUAAAAGUAUAAUCCCAAUCUCAUUGAUUUUUGUUUUUCUUUGCCAGGUUUGUAUCUAUGGACUGCAUUUAUUCUUGAAAUAUGUGUGUUGUUUUACAAAAAGCUUCUAUAAUCAAUAUUUGAGGCUCUGUUGCAUGAUUUCCUUUACCCACCCCAUCCCUUUUCUAAAAAUGAUUAAGUCAAAUGCUGCAGGAGACCAGUAAACAUUUUUAUGGCACUUG